UCUGAGCAUUCGUUCAAUUCCUCGCCGUCGUUUCCACCUGCCUCUGCUGCUGGGAACCCAUUCUUACGCCACUCAAAAUGAAGUGGCUAUCGGCCGCAAUUUGCUUGCAGCUGGCCCAUGCGUUGGCUGGAGCACCACCACCUUACUCCAAUGUCGCGCGGCAGUCACCCAAUAACUCCACCCCACCGCCCGAUUCGAAGGAGGCAUUCUCCCCGCCGAAGUAUCCAUCGCCAUGGAUGGAUGGCUCGGGCGGUUGGGAACAGGCGUACGCCAAGGCCCAGGCAUUCGUCAAGCAAUUGACUCUGCUGGAGAAAGUCAAUCUCACCACCGGAGUUGGUUGGGAAGGAGAAGCUUGUGUUGGUAAUGUCGGCGCUAUUCCACGCCUCGGUUUCCCGGCUCUCUGCAUGCAGGAUUCUCCAUUGGGAGUCCGUUUCGCUGAUUUCGUCUCUGCGUUCCCUGCUGGUGGCACUGUGGCUGCAUCAUGGGAUCGCGGUGUUUGGUAUGAGCGUGGUUACCAGAUGGGCUCGGAGCAUCGCGGCAAAGGAGUCGACGUCCAGCUAGGUCCGGUCGUAGGACCCCUAGGCCGUAGCCCCGAAGGCGGACGUAACUGGGAAGGCUUCAGUCCUGACCCAGUCCUAUCUGGCAUUGCUGUCGCCGAGACCAUUCGUGGUAUUCAAGAUGCGGGUGUCAUUGCUUGCACCAAACAUUACAUCCUGAACGAGCAAGAGCAUUUCCGCCAGCCCGCCACAGUGAAUGGGACUUUCUUAGAAGCCAUCAGCUCCAACGUCGACGACAAGACGCUCCACGAACUCUAUCUAUGGCCGUUUGCCGAUGCAGUACGAGCUGGAACGGGCAGUAUCAUGUGCUCUUAUAACCAAAUCAACAACAGUUAUGCUUGUCAGAACAGUUAUCUCUUAAACCACAUUCUCAAAGGGGAGCUUGGCUUCCAGGGCUUUGUAAUGAGCGAUUGGUCCGCUCAGCAUGCUGGUGUCAGCAGUGCUCUUGCUGGUCUGGACAUGACCAUGCCUGGCGACACUGCUUUUGAUACUGGCCUGUCUUUCUGGGGCACGAACCUCACCAUCUCCCUCCUCAAUGGUACUGUUCCGGAAUGGAGACUCGAUGACAUGGCAACUCGAAUCAUGGCCGCAUACUACUUUGUCGGCCGCGACACUGCAUCAGUUCCCGUCAACUUCAAUUCUUGGUCCCUCGACACAUUUGGCUAUGAGCAUCCUUACGCUUCCGUAGGUUACGGCUUGAUCAAUCAGCAUGUCGAUGUUCGAGCCGAGCAUGCAUUGGCCAUCCGGUCUGCAGCUGCUCGUUCUACUGUUCUUCUGAAGAACACUGCAGGAACUCUGCCCCUAGAAGGCACCGAGAAAUUCACUGCUGUCUUCGGAGAAGAUGCUGGUGAUAACGCCUAUGGACCAAACGGCUGCCCAGAUCACGGUUGCGACAAUGGCACUCUCGCUCAAGGCUGGGGCUCCGGGACUGCGAGUUUCCCCUACCUCAUCUCUCCUCUCACAGCAAUCCAAAACGAACUCCUUCAAAACGGCAAGGUCGUGCAGAGCGUCACGGACAACUGGGCUUACACUCAAGUUCAAGCACUUGCCAGGCAGGCAAGCGUUUCCAUCGUGUUUGUCAAUGCCGACAGUGGUGAGCAGUACAUUGUUGUCGACGGCAAUGAGGGUGACCGCAACAACCUCACGCUGUGGGGAGACGGUGACACAUUGAUAAAAAAUGUCACGGCCAACUGCAACAAUACGAUUGUUGUUAUCCACUCUGUUGGACCAGUCUUGGUAGAUGCCUGGUACGACAACCCGAACGUCACCGCGAUCCUCUGGGCAGGUUUGCCCGGAGAGCAAUCUGGAAACUCCAUCGCCGAUGUUUUGUAUGGCCGCGUCAACCCUGGAGGCAAAUUGCCAUUCACUAUGGCUAAGACCAGGAAAGACUUCGGAACGGAUCUGAUAUACACGCCAAACAACGGAGACAACGCGCCGCAGGAUGACUUCGUGGAGGGCGUAUUCAUCGACUAUCGUCAUCUCGACAAGUAUAACAUCGCUCCAAUCUAUGAGUUCGGCUACGGAUUGAGCUACACUACAUUCAAGUACUCUAGUAUCAGCGUUUCGAAGACUUACAGCGGACCUUAUACUCCUAACGAAGGCACGACGGCGGCCGCUCCGACGCUCGGGAACUUCAGCACCGAUCCAGCAGACUACCAAUUCCCAUCCAACCUAACGUAUGUGACGGCAUAUCUCUACCCGUACCUCAAUUCGACGGAUCUCGAGAAGGCCUCUCAAGAGCCUGAUUAUGGCCAAGACGGUUGGAUCCCUGACGGUGCAUUGGACGGCUCGCCCCAGCCUCGCAUCGCGGCUGGCGGAGGACCGGGUGGCAAUCCCCAGCUUUGGGACACGCUCUUUGCCGUCACUGCGACGAUUACCAAUAAUGGCACUGUUGCUGGAGAGGAAGUGGUGCAGCUGUACGUCUCUCUGGGUGCCCCCGACGACCCGAAGGUUGUCCUCCGCAACUUCGAGCGUCUGAGCAUCCAACCUGGACAAUCAGCCACGUUCACCGCGGACAUCACGCGGAGAGACGUGAGCAAUUGGGAUACGGAGAGCCAGAACUGGGUCAUCUCGGAGUAUCCGAAGAAGGUGUAUGUGGGAAGCUCGUCGCGGAAGCUGCUGCUGAGCAGCGACCUCUCUUUCUGAGGGCUCUCAAAAGUAACGGGCAACGGCGUAUUACUCGUCUCUGGCUAGGGACGCGGGGUUAUGAUAAUGAAUAGUGUGC
Messenger RNA from Mytilinidion resinicola, 2781 nucleotides. RefSeq names its product beta-glucosidase. NCBI's taxonomy places the organism in Eukaryota, Fungi, Ascomycota, Dothideomycetes, Mytilinidiales, Mytilinidiaceae. Bases 78 to 2702 code for a protein of 874 amino acids. The transcript has 5 exons. The record is from RefSeq and is a predicted model, not a curated record. Gene Ontology annotation, molecular function: beta-glucosidase activity. Gene Ontology annotation, biological process: glucan catabolic process.